Molecule: messenger RNA, 426 nt
Organism: Spizellomyces punctatus DAOM BR117
Lineage: Eukaryota; Fungi; Chytridiomycota; Chytridiomycetes; Spizellomycetales; Spizellomycetaceae
Exons: 2
Coding region: 118-426 (102 amino acids)
Source: RefSeq, a predicted model, not a curated record
UUGUGCAUUGCCCAGCUAUCUAUAGCUUACCCUUUCCAUCGUUCGCUUCAUCUGCAAAGUCAAGCAUUGCUUUCAUCAAGUCCCAAACAUUGUUUUUAACUUACCAUUGUCCCUGCCAUGGCAAAACGCAAAAUCAACCCGCCCACAAACAGCGGUGCAGCCGAAGAAAAUGGCCCCCAAAAGAAAAAGAGGGCACCAAAUCGCUCUUGGACAAAGGACGAGGACGAUCUCAUCAAAUCCCUCGUCGCAGAGCAUGGCACAAACUGGCUCAAAAUCGCGGAGAUCUUUAACAAGCUCAGAGGUGUGGACCACAAGCUACUCGGCAGUCAUUGGAGAACGCUUCGUAAAGAGGUCGGUAAAGAGGAUAACGAGGAUAUCGUGAGCGACGACAAAGAUGGCGACCAAGAAGACACGGAGGAGGAAUGA